This is a messenger RNA of Lymnaea stagnalis (great pond snail), 3367 nucleotides long. Lineage: Eukaryota; Metazoa; Mollusca; Gastropoda; Lymnaeidae. The record is from the annotation of a GenBank genome assembly.
UGAAAAAUGGUUUAAGAUGAGGAUGUUUUUGUAUAGACGUCUAUAGAAGUUUGUGGGUUGUUGUUAUUUCUAAACUUGUUAAUUUUUUUUUCAAACAAGCGUAUAAAUUACGAAAUUUGCUCUUCAAAAUGUGUGUCAGUUAUGUUGAAAAUAUAUUGAGACCUCUUGAAAAAUUAUACAUUUGUUGCUAUGAAACGAAUGGUAAAUGACAACCAAUAUACUUAUUUUAAAGGCCGAUUCAAUGAAGUCAGUUAAACGACAUGCAAUAAGUGAAUUUUUAUUCAAAAGCCUACAUCUUCUAAAUACGUUGCCUACAAAACAGUGACAUCAUGCCUGAUAUCUCAUCAAACCGUGCCAUUUUAAAUUGUAUUUCUCUAUUGACCCUUUUUUAUGGUAAGUUUUUUGCAUUUCCUAAAGAGCGGCUCAUUGAGCUGAAACAAUUUGUGUAUGUUUAGUCGCACUGUUUAAACGUGUUAUAUCCUUAAUGGGAUUAAUUCAAGAGUUGGCACAAAUGUCACUUUUGUGGAACGCCAUUUUCUUUUUUUCUUGUAUAUAUAUAUUAAUGUAUGUAUUACAUUUUACUAAAAAUUAAAUUUUGAGUAUAAUUAUGUCCUUCUUUUAUGAAAGUUUUUGGAGUGCUUGCGGUGCCCGGGAUUCUUUUUGAGAAAAACUCAAACCGACCGUUCAGCAUUGUUCGGUUUGGACCACAGUGGAAGGGUUUAGGACUCAUCCAGUGCACUCUUAAAUGCUUAAGUCAGUACAAGUUCUGCAGCAGUUUUAUCUACAGAGAAGAUCAACGAGCCUGCGUCCCUGGUAAAUACUCGUUCUCGUGCAUUAGUUAAGUGGCCGAGCAAAUCUUUAUAACCGGCUUGUACUAAAGCGGCGUGCUUCGUCUGCUUAAAGACUACCGUAUAAUAUACAAAAAAAAAAUUUAAAAAAACUCCCCCCAACCCAGAGCCCGGUGGUUGAUCGAGUGUUCAUCAACGAAACCGUGUGUGUGUCCGACGCCUGGGAAUAAUCACGGCAGGUUCCCCGAGUCUUGUUGUGGUCGAAGACUGUGAACAGUGCGGAAUGCUCGCCCUUCAAAAAUCCACCAAGCUGCUUUGGUGGGAAAGUUCCCAUCAAGGUCUCGUUGCGUCGGAGAAUUUUUGUAUAAAGUUUGUUUGCAGUCGGGUAGUCCGCCCAGUUCAUGGAAAUCGGCGUUUAAUCAUCUGCGACACUCGGGUGAGCUAUUAUCAGGUCUGGCUGGCGAUGAUUUGUUCCGAUUUCUCAAGAGCUUUCAAUCCAAGCUAUAGCCAGCGUGGCGGUCUGAGAUCUAUUGAAGAUGUUGUCAACAUUAUCAAGGAUUCUACAAACAAUUUCUGAGUCUAGAGAGUCUAUCCCCUUCGCCUCAAGAGCAGAUGGUAUACAUUGAUCCCAAAAGGACAAAGUGUUAUAGACUACAGCGUGUUCGGACAUAGUAGGAUGUAUCUGUUGCAUGGCCAAAUAAAAUCUCUUCCAGCUCUGCGUCAAAGUUCAAUAUUUUUACACCGCUAUGUCAUGAACUCUCCUUUAUAGAAACAAUCCUCACACACACACAUGCAAAUACACACACAUACUCAUAACGCACUCUAUUUCGGUAGGGUUAGUAAUGAUAGAUGGUCUCAAAGGCAACAGCUCUCUCACUCUCUCUCUCUCCCUCUCUCUGGCCUUUUAGAGAGCUGUAAUUUUGGGACAGUGUGUCGACCAGUCAAAUCCGACUCUCAGGUUUUCCCUGUUGGGUCAUCCGUACUUCCUCGGGAUUUUUUUUUUGGGGGGGGGGUUGGGUGUUUGCAUUUAAGUUCACCGACCACAUCCACAAAGUAGGGUCGAAGAGCAGGCUUGUCCAUAUGCAUAGGGGGUGAGAAGGUUACAUGUUGAUUUAUAUAAAACUAAAGGAGAUGUAAUAAUCUGGGCCUUCUUUUUUGUGAAAUGUGUAUAUGUGUACACAAGAAUAUUGGAUAGGACUGAAUGAUAUGGAAGAAGAGUAGUUCAUUUCAUGAAGUGAAACAAUCACACAUCCCUUCUAUCUACUCUCAACAGGCUCAUGUCGAGUAAACGCCACCAUCAACUCACAAGUACCAUCGGGGACCAUGUACUACAACCGUGGUGUUUGUGAAAGAAACCACCGUUGUUUGCAGAUGAGAGAGGGGAAUGUCGUGUCAUGCGUGUGGUUCACAGAACGGCCACUUCCUUACAUCCAAGCGAAAGAGGAUUGCAAGUGUAAAAUAAAACUAAAAAAUUGAAAUCUUCAUUAAUAUUUUUCGAAUUAAAAUUUCCACCAAUAACCUUUCUUGAUAUAAUUUUAAAAGUGUAUUUUUUAACCCAUAAAACUCAUUUCGUUAUUUUCAAGGUUUUUUUUUUUUUUUAUAAAUUCUUUUUAAAUUUCAGUGUUUAACGGACAUCUGUAUACCAUUAAAUUUAAUGAAAAACUUGAAAUUUUGAAUAAAGUCCAACCUGUAACAAAACAAGAAUAUUGGAUAGGACUGAAUGAUAUGGAAGAAGAGAAUGUCUUCAGAUGGGUGGACGAUGAUGAAAUAAUGUCUCCGGAGCAACGUGAUUACCUUUUCAAGUCAAGUGAGUCUGUAAGUGUGAUUUUUGUUGUAUAAAUGUUGAAUAUAGCGUCGUGCAAGCAGCAUGCCAAUAGAGUGGGAGAAAACAGACCUUCACAGAGAGAAACGGGAAAAGAAAUAAAAGAAUAGAACAGACAACAAUUUACAAAUCAUACUCCAUGUACAUAACUGUGCAGGCACCACAUAACUGUGCAGGCACCACAUAACUGUGCAAGCACCACAUAACUGUGCAAGCACCACAUAACUGUGCAGGCACCACAAGGAGCAAACAAGUCAAAUGAAUAAAAUCCCUAAAAACUUACAAUCAUUCCAAACGUUGCUUCUUAAAAUCGUAAAGAAAGAAACUUUUCAACUUUUUUUUUUUCCUUUAACACAAGUUUAGAAUAUUUCCAAAGUCCGUAUAAAAAAAACUCGUCAAUCUGGAAAAUUGCAGUAUUGUAACAACUGACAAUUCUUUUGAACGCAUGCCCCUUUCAGAUCAACCGGACGAUGCUUACCAUGACGAGGAUUGUUUUCUAUACGACGGGACAGCUCAACUUUUCAACCACCGCGAUUGUAUUGAAGCCAAGCCAUACAUUUGUGAACUCAAUUAACCAUCACCAAGUAUUUAGGUCUUCAAUUUUUCAAUUGACGUAUUCUGCUUAAAUUUAUCAAAUCAGAUUGUUCGAUAGAGAUUCGUAUCCAAUAAAUGUAUUAAAAAUAUAAAAUAUUUUGUGACCAAUGUCAAUAUUAUUCUAGUGAUUAGAAAUGGUAUUGGUAUUUAUUGUGUCUGUUCC